GAUGAUGAAGAAAAGAAGGAUGAUAAGAAGGAGGAUAAAGAGGAGGAGGAGGAGGAGGAGAAGGAGGAUGAGCCAAUCGACAGCUGGUCACGAGGAAUCACUCACAUCACUGCCGUUGUCCCCCAUUUCCCGUCUGCCUCCUCCCUUUCAGGUGACCGAUUUCGGCUUUGCCAAGCGCGUCAAGGGCAGGACUUGGACGUUGUGCGGAACCCCCGAGUACCUGGCGCCCGAGAUCAUUCUCAGCAAGGCCGGAAUGGGAUUUUCGGCCAGCCUUCCCCCGAGGCCACCGGACCACAGCAACUAGAGAGUUCGUCUGCCCUCCGUCACCGGUGGCGUCAUAGCGACUGUACCACUCUCGUUGGUUUUUGGGAGUCGGUUUCACAACUUGAUCUGCCUGUCAAGGAGACCAUGAAGAAGAUACUUUUAGGCGACUUCUAG
This is a messenger RNA of Protopolystoma xenopodis, 438 nucleotides long. NCBI's taxonomy places the organism in Eukaryota, Metazoa, Platyhelminthes, Monogenea, Polystomatidea, Polystomatidae. The record is from the annotation of a GenBank genome assembly.